AUGACUAGUGAAGAGCAAAGACGGCAGUUGUAUAACCGACAGGAAUAUGUUGUCGGUACGGAGACACAAGCAAAGUAUGGAUGCACGGAUGUACUUGUCGUGGGGGCAUGUGGACUGGGUGCGGAAAUUAUAAAGAAUUUAACGCUCACUGGCGUGCGCUCUAUCAAAGUAUUGGACAACGGCCUUGCAACACUGCAGGACUUGGGCACAAACUUCUUUUUGACUCCCGCAGAUAUGGGUAAACCGCGCGCGGAAGUGGUGGCUGCGAGAGCACAGGAGCUGAACCGUUUCGUUAGCGUAACUGCUGUCGACGUCCCUUUGCACGAGGUUAUACCAGCAGUUCAUGUGGUGGUCUUCGUUAACCAGCGCACAACACUGCUUCUUGCCGAAAACGCCAUGGCACGAAAACAUAACGUGAAAUUUGUGGCAUGUGAAAGCCGUGGCGUCGCUGGGUGCGUGUUUGUGGAUGCCGGCCCCUCCUUUACUGUGCUUGACCCCGACGGCGAGGAAACAGUUGUAUGUGUCGUGACGAAUAUAUCUCGGGAUGGUGUUGUAUCACUACAUGAAGACAAGAAGCACGAGUGCGAAGUUGGCGGUCGCGUGUUUCUUACGGGUUUGGUAUCGCCCGAGUCACUAAACUCGACGGUUGAUCCCUUUGCUCUACACAACGGUCGGGCCACCACCGAGUGCGCACAGGGUGAUAAUUCACCCACUGGGGCUUCGUCAUCUCUGCGGCUGUUUGAAGUGUCGGAAGUCGUCUCACCCUUUCAUCUGCGACUGAAAGACUUCGGCGCAAUUGUUGGUGAUUCCCCAAUCGAAACAGGCUAUGCAUGCUACCUCCACACGACCAAACGGAAGGUCCUCGUGGGGUUUAAAGACCUUCAGCUCAGCGUGAUGCAGCCAGAGUUUGUUACGUUGUUUGACAGCGAAAAGAAAAUGAUGGCCCCAAUGACACUUCACGCCCUGUUCCGAGCUGUGCACAGCCAUGGAAAGCUGCCGACGACACCAAUCGAGGUUAGAGAUGUGCUGAAGGCAGCCGAGGCGUACUUCAGUAGUGGAAAUGAUCAGGUGCACAAUGGCUUUGAUGUGGAGACUGCCGAGAGUAUACUUUCAGUAAUGCAUGGUCGGCUUAACCCCAUGGACUGCUUCAUUGGUGGUCUUGCCUCGCAGGAGGUUCUCAAGGUGUGCAGCGGCAAAUUCACUCCGCUGCGUCAGUGGUUGUACUACGAUGCACGGGAGUUGCUUGUGGCACGGGGCGAGAUGAGUGAAACCGGGUGCGUGUCAACCGCGCCAGGCGGGAGUCGUUAUGAUGGGCAAAUUGCUGUUCUCGGCUCUUCUUUCCAGUCUUUCCUUUCUCGGCAGCGUGUCUUCAUUGUGGGCGCGGGAGCACUCGGGUGUGAACUUAUCAAGAACGUCGCAUGCAUGGGUUUUGGCGCCGUCUCCAUUACAGACAUGGACACCAUUGAAAUGAGUAACCUCUCAAGGCAGUUUCUCUUUCGCAACAGCCACAUUGGGCAACAGAAGUCUAAAGUAGCGGGAGAGGCAGCACGUGCCAUAAACGGUGAUUUGAAGGUAAGCGCAUAUCUGGAGAAGGUGGCGCAAGAAACAGAAAAUGUGUUUGAUGAGAAGUUCUGGGAGUCCCAUUCUCUUGUACUCAACGCGCUUGACAAUGUAGAAAGCCGGAAAUAUGUUGAUGCGCGGUGCCUAUUCUUCAGGAAACCCUUGUUUGAGAGCGGAACGCUCGGUCCAAAAUGCAAUGUUCAGUGCGUGAUUCCGUAUUGCACUGAAAGUUACAGUAGCAGUUAUGAUCCACCGGAGAAGUCUAUCCCGCUUUGCACGUUGAAAAACUUCCCCAACGUCAUUGAGCACACUAUUCAGUGGGCGCGGGAUAACUUCGAUGCCGUGUUUUUCAGCACGCCCAGUGAUGUGAAUGGCUACCUGGAAGACCCCACAACUUUUGCAUCUAAUUUGGAGCGGGACCCCGGAACGAAGUCAAUUGUAUUGAAGGCCGUUCGAGACGCGUUAGUGCAGUGGCCGAAGGAUGCUGCCGACUGUGUCCGCAUGGCGCGAAGUCUGUUCCACGAAUAUUUCAACUCGUCCUUCAGGCAGUUGCUACACAAUCUUCCCCUUGACAAGCGCAAUGACAACGGUGACCUCUUUUGGAGCGGUGCAAAGAAGCCGCCAAAACCUCAGGAGUUCAGCGUGGACUCUGAACUAAACGUUUCGUUUGUCUAUCACUGUGCCAAACUUCUUGCACAGGUUUACAACCUGUCAGCCUUCACGCUGUCGGUGAAGGAGGUUGCAGAACUGGCGAUGCAAGUAGCAGUUCCUGGUUUUGUACCACGUGAGGCGCGUUUCGAAACAAAUGAGGCUGAGAACAAAGAGGGAGCCGCAGCACAACUUGUUGGUGACUUGACGAUGCAAGAUCUUCCUCCAGUGAGUCAAUUUAACUCUCGGCGAAUGAACCCACUGGUGUUUGAAAAGGACGACCCCAAUAAUUCCCACAUGGACUACAUCACAGCUUGCUCAAACCUCCGUGCCACGGCGUAUAGCAUUCCUCCGGCGGAUGUUCACUAUACAAAACGCAUUGCUGGAAGAAUCAUCCCUGCAAUGGUAACAACAACGGCCCUAGUUACUGGGCUAGUGGGGAUAGAAGCACUCAAGUACCUCCUCCUCGCGCAUCGUGAGAAUGGUGCACAGGGACUUGCUAAGGCCAAUCCAAUAACAGAGAAAGUACAGGAGGAGUAUCUGAGUUUGUACCGCAAUGCGUUUGUUAAUGUCGCACUGCCCUUCAUGGCUUUCUCCGACCCCAUCGCCGCUCCUGCAAAGACAGUUCCGAUGCCCGACGGCUCAUCGGUCCGCUGGGGAAUUUGGGAUCGCAUUGAUAUUAAUGAAGGCCGUGACAUCACCGUGAAGGAGCUCGUUAGUAUCCUUGAGAAACGGCAUCAGCUGGAAAUAUUCAUCAUUGCGUUACCAUGUGGAAAGAUGGUAUACUCACAGUUUGGUAAUGUGAAGGACCGCGACAAACCAGUCUCCGUUGUCGUGCGCGAAAAGACAAAAGGGGAGGAAAAAGAUGAGCUGAGUUGCAUUUGCUUUGUCGCCACGGGGAGCAUCGGAGAUAAUGACGUGGAUAUUCCUCUAAUUUAUUACAGGUACAAGGAUUUUUAA
Messenger RNA from Trypanosoma brucei brucei TREU927, 3168 nucleotides. Its product is annotated as ubiquitin-activating enzyme E1, putative. The transcript has a single exon. Gene Ontology annotation, cellular component: SUMO activating enzyme complex; cytoplasm. The record is from RefSeq and is a predicted model, not a curated record. Gene Ontology annotation, biological process: protein sumoylation. Gene Ontology annotation, molecular function: SUMO activating enzyme activity. NCBI's taxonomy places the organism in Eukaryota, Euglenozoa, Kinetoplastea, Trypanosomatida, Trypanosomatidae. Bases 1 to 3168 code for a protein of 1055 amino acids.